Homalodisca vitripennis (glassy-winged sharpshooter) is the source of this 1540-nucleotide messenger RNA. Its product is annotated as carbonic anhydrase 2-like. NCBI's taxonomy places the organism in Eukaryota, Metazoa, Arthropoda, Insecta, Hemiptera, Cicadellidae. The coding region runs from base 133 to 1032 and encodes 299 amino acids. Gene Ontology annotation, cellular component: cytoplasm. Gene Ontology annotation, molecular function: zinc ion binding; carbonate dehydratase activity. The record is from RefSeq and is a predicted model, not a curated record. The transcript has 8 exons.
GCCUCUGCAGUUAAUGUUAUCACUAUAACAGUAUUGUACUGCAGUCACGUCUGAUCUACUGUUACUGUACGAGCCUCGACCUAUGAGAGCAAAGCAACCGAAAGAAUUCCAGUCAGUUGAUUACAAAUUACAAUGCUUCUUUCAGGAAUCUUCCUUUUAUUUCUGUCAGGUGUAGUUAUUGGUGAUCAUUUUGGAUAUUCAAGUGAAUUGCAAAAGGAAUGGAUAAAAAAAAGUGCUGCUUGUGAAGGAAAAAACCAAUCUCCGAUUAGUAUAAGCACAGUGAACGCAGUUCCUUUGGCAAUUCCAGCAUUGGAAAUGGUGGGAUACCAUAACCUUCUUCCCAGGCCCAUCAGUAUAAGCAAUAAUGGUCAUUCUGUUGAGUUGAAGCCUUACCGAGUACCAAUCCUGGAAAACACAGCACAAAUAUUUGGGGGUUUGUUGCCCAACAAAUACCAUCUGGAGACGUUCCAUUUUCACUGGGGUCGGAAGAACAACCGUGGAAGUGAACACGUGAUUGACAGUGUGCGGUUCCCAAUGGAGAUGCACAUUAUCCACAGAAACGAGAAAUAUGACACAAUGGGUGAGGCUCUGCAACAUCCAGAUGGACUGGUCGUGUUAGCGUUUUUCUUACAGACAAGAGAGAAAGAUAAUGGAGCACUAAGACCAAUACUGAAUGAGCUCCAGUUUCUUGUGAAGGAAGGCAGUGGCGUGUACAUGUCAGAAACGUUUCCCCUGGCUUCGCUCCUCCCUCGCUCUCUGGACUACUUCUACACCUACCAGGGCUCCCUCACCACUCCUCCCUGCUCAGAGGCAGUAACAUGGGUUGUCUUUCCGGACCCACUCCCAGUCUCAUUCACACAGAUGGCACAGUUCCGGACACUGACAACUGGAGGAAGUCACCAUCUCCUUGACAACUAUCGUCGUCUUCAACCUCUCAACUCCAGAAAGAUCUACGCGAAGAGGGUGGUAGCCGAUGCUUCCUACUUUCAAAACUCUGUCCUCAAUGUUUCUGACCCUGCGUUCUGGCAUUGAGUAGAAAAACUUUUGAAAAAAAAAACGUUAAAUCAUGGUUGUACUCUAAUUAAGUAGAGUUGAUUGCAUAGUCCUAGUCACCUAUUGGAAAGGAAUUUUUUAGAACAAAACUGUGACUUUCAUCUCUGAAUCACCAAACAAUGAUUCAAAAAUAACAGUUAAAAAUGUGUGGAAUAUCUUAUUUAUUGAUGGAAAAAUAUAUUAGCCAGUGAACUAACAACAUAGGUACACUGUGUUUUAGCAGUAAUUAAACCAUCAUUGUAUAACUUGUAUAUAGAGAAAAUAUGAGCCUAGUUUAUAUUUUUAAUUAACACUUAGUUUAUUUAGAUAUGUUCCUGGAAGUAAUAUAUGUAGAAACUGUAGGAUAGUUUAAGUAACAAACAUGUAUACACUCAUAUGUUUUAAUUUAGUUAAUUGUAUAUGUCCAACUACUGAGCCAAUCAAUAUUAAUGUUAAUGCCAGUGUGAUUCUUAAGCAUACCUAACUAAUAAACUUAUUUAAAAGUGCA